Nicotiana tabacum (common tobacco) is the source of this 2300-nucleotide messenger RNA. NCBI's taxonomy places the organism in Eukaryota, Viridiplantae, Streptophyta, Magnoliopsida, Solanales, Solanaceae. The record is from RefSeq and is a predicted model, not a curated record.
ACUAACCUUUAAAAAAGAGAAGAAAAAGAAAAAGGAAAAAAGAAAAAGAAAAAAGCUAAAAGAAGACUAACGAGAAACACCGUUUCUUUUACAACUAAAAACCAAAGAAGAGAUAUCUAAACACAAAAAACACACACAUGUUUGCAGACAUAUAUUGAGGGACAAGAAUCUAUCAAGCCUUGGUUUUUAUGUCCUUUAUUAUUCCACAAAGAUUUUGUAAUUGGGUAUUGAUUAUCUGGACGAUAUAGUUAGUACUUGCAUUAAUAAUGGGGCGAGGGAGGCCUAGGGCUGUAGAAUUAGGGCAAAAUACAAGUGCAUCCCCAAUUGGGUUAUUGAAUAUACCACCUGGGCCAGUGUAUUAUCCAACUGAGGAAGAAUUUAAGGACCCUUUAGAGUUUAUUUACAAGAUCAGGCCAGAGGCUGAGAAAUAUGGCAUUUGUAAAAUCAUCCCACCCAAGAGUUGGAAACCCCCUUUUGCAUUGGAUUUGAAUGCCUUCACAUUUCCGACGAAAACGCAAGCGAUUCAUCAGUUACAGGCUCGGUGUGCAUCUUGCGAUCCGAAGACCUUUGAAUUAGAGUACUAUAGGUUCCUAGAGGAGCAUUGCGGGAAGAAGGCGGCGAAGAAACGUGUUGUGUUUGAGGGGGAGGAGCUUAAUCUGUGUAAGUUGUUUAAUUCCGUCAAGCGGCUCGGAGGGUACGAUAAAGUAGCCAAGGAAAAGAAGUGGGGAGAGGUUUUUAGGUUCGUACGGCCUGCUGGGAAGAUUUCGGAGUGCGCCAAGCAUGUAUUAUGUCAGUUGUACCUGGAACAUUUGUGUGAUUAUGAAGAGUACUAUAAUAAGUUAAAUAAGAUGAGAAAUAAAAGUUACAGGAGAGGAAAUGGAAGUGAGAGAAAAAGGGAGUCAGACUCCCAAUUCUCGAGUUCUAAGAGAAGGAGAAAGAAUGGUGAGUGUGAUCUAACUGAAACGUGUAAGACGAAGGAGGAAGAACACGAUCAAAUAUGUGAACAGUGCAAAAGUGGAUUGCACGGGGAGGUGAUGCUUCUUUGUGAUCGGUGCAAUAAAGGGUGGCAUAUUUACUGUUUAUCACCACCUCUGAAACAAAUUCCACCUGGGAACUGGUAUUGCUUGCAAUGCUUGAAUUCUGAAAAGGAUAGCUUCGGCUUUGCACCCGGUAGAGACUUAACAUUGGACGCAUUUAGGCGCAUUGCUGAUCGUGCCAGGAAAAAAUGGUUUGGCUCCGCAUCUAUUACACAAGCGGAAUUAGAAAAGAAGUUCUGGGAAAUUGUGGAGGGAUCAGCUGGGGAGGUUGAAGUGAAGUAUGGCAGUGACUUGGAUACUUCCAUCUAUGGUAGUGGAUUUCCACGUGUAACCGACGAAAAACUAUCAUCAGUUGAACAAGGUACAUGGGAUGAAUAUAGUGCUAGCCCAUGGAAUCUCAAUAACUUACCCAAGUUGCCAGGUUCGAUGCUUCGAGCUGUACAUCAUAGCAUUGCUGGUGUUAUGGUGCCUUGGCUGUAUAUUGGAAUGCUAUUCUCUUCAUUCUGCUGGCAUUUUGAAGACCACUGCUUUUACUCCAUGAAUUAUCUUCACUGGGGAGAGCCGAAAUGUUGGUAUAGUGUUCCUGGAAAUGAAGCCCAAGCUUUUGAGAAGGUAAUGCGUAAUAGCCUUCCCGAUCUGUUUGAUGCGCAACCAGAUCUGCUAUUUCAGCUUGUAACCAUGCUGAAUCCACGUGUGUUGCAAGAAAAUGGGGUUCCUGUUUAUAAUGUAGUACAGGAGCCUGGGGACUUCAUUAUUACCUUUCCCAGAUCGUAUCACGGAGGCUUCAACUUCGGCUUAAAUUGUGCUGAGGCUGUCAAUUUUGCCCCUGCCGACUGGUUACCUCAUGGUGGAUUUGGAGCAGAUCUUUACCAGCUUUAUCGCAAACCUGCUGUUUUGUCUCAUGAAGAACUGCUCUGUGCAGUAGCCAGGAGUGAAUUUGACAGCAAGGCAGCACCUUACUUAAAAACAGAACUGGCCAGGGUCUAUUCUAGAGAAAAGUCUUGGAGAGAGCGGCUUUGGAAAAAUGGCAUUGUUAAUUCUUCUGCCAUGCGGCCUCGUCUGAAGCCUGAAUAUGUGGGCACGGAGGAGGAUCCUACAUGCAUCAUAUGCCAGCAAUAUUUGUAUCUUUCUGCUGUAGUAUGCAGCUGUGCACCAUCAUCUUUUGUUUGUCUUGAGGUAAGCACUUUUUAUUUGUGCAAGGAGUCAACAAUAAGUUGUUUUUCUUGCCUCGCUAGUUCCUAUAUGUGAUAUGCUUCUAUGAGU